Molecule: messenger RNA, 1623 nt
Organism: Aspergillus homomorphus CBS 101889
Lineage: Eukaryota; Fungi; Ascomycota; Eurotiomycetes; Eurotiales; Aspergillaceae
Product: cytochrome P450
Exons: 6
Coding region: 1-1623 (540 amino acids)
Molecular function (GO): oxidoreductase activity, acting on paired donors, with incorporation or reduction of molecular oxygen; heme binding; monooxygenase activity
Source: RefSeq, a predicted model, not a curated record
AUGCACACAACGUAUUCUCUGGCAUCACUGCCUUGGGGGAUUCUGGGAGUGGGGGCUGUGAUUCUUGCGAUCCUGGCGUAUGUCGUUUAUCAGGUUUAUUUUCAUCCGUUGGCUAAAUAUCCUGGUCCAUGGCUGGGGAAGUUCACCGAAGCCGGCGCAGCUUAUCAUGCCGUGAAGGGCGAUUUACAUUUGCACAUAUGGUGGUGCCAUCAGAAGUAUGGGCCGGUGAUCCGGUAUACGCCGAACCUAGUGAUCUUCAAUACGGCAAGUGGGAUGAAAGAUAUCUAUGUCCGAGGCAAGGACCUCCGGAAAGAUGUUCACUACGGCGUCAUCCAGCUCGGCACCAAGAACCUCCUCACAGUCACGAGCCCGAAGGAACACGCCAGACGGAACAAGAUCAUCAGUCCCGGAUUCUCGAGCACAGCAAUGCGCGAAUUUGAACCGAGGUUGCUGGUGCAUGUACGCAAAUUUUGCGACUCGCUGUACCGACCUAGGCCUGGUAGUAAAUCGAACAGCUCUUGGGGGGAGCCGAUGGUCAUGUCGGACUGGUGCAGCUACUUCGCAUUUGAUGUGAUCACGGAGUUGGUCUUUGGUAAAGCGUGCAAUCUCCUCGAGAGCCAGCAACACCGUUGUACAGUGUACGAUAUUUCCGGGAUGAUGAAGCGGCUGUCGCUGUUGAUGUAUGCGCCAUAUGUGUUCCUCGGUCGACUGGAUCGGAAGCUGUUCCCUGGUGAGAUGCGCGGGAUGAAGCGAUAUCAUCGGCUGGUGAAUUCAAUGAUGGCAGAUGCGGCGAGCAUGUCAGGACAUGUGUUUAGUCGACUGACGAACGCGCGGGAUGACAAAAUAACUGCGGGGAUAGGGGCUCCUGCAUUCAGCGACGCGGAUAUCUAUUCAGAGUCUGCGAUGUUGGCUGUUGCCGGGUCCGACUCCACAUCUGUGUCUCUCUGCGCCAACCUCUUCUAUCUGGCGACCUAUCCCCACGCCUACAACCGCCUCGCCCACGAAAUCCGUACGACGUUUCCGACCCUCGAAUCCAUCCGCACCGGUCCCCUUCUCCUGCAAGAGUGCCCCUACCUUCACGCAUGCAUCAAGGAAACGCUCCGCAUCUCACCCGCCGUAGCCGGGUGCCCCUAUCGCCGCAUCGAGAAGGGCGACACCAUCGUAGUCGACGGUCACGUCAUUCCCGAGGGCUGCAGCGUUGGCACGGGGAUCUACAGCAUUCAUCACAAUGCGGACUACUUCUCGCGGCCGGAUACCUUUCUCCCAGAGAGGUGGCUAGCCAGCGACGGUGACGAAAAUCCCGAGCAGGCGAGCGUCACGGCAGCCGCCUACACGCCAUUCUCACAGGGGACACGCGCCUGCGUGGGGCGCCACCUGGCGCAGAUGGAGUUGCAGUUGGCUCUGACGAGCCUGAUCUGGCAGUAUGACUUCCGCCGGGCGGAGGGUGCAGCCGGGGAGUUGGGGGCAGGAAGUCGAGACGGCGGGGAGCUGGGGCGGUCGAACCCGCAUGAGUUCCAACUGUAUGAUCACAUCAUUAGCCAGAAGAGAGGGCCGGUCCUUCAGUUCCGGCCGCGGAAGCAGCAUCAACAGGAAGUAGUAUCGUAUUUUGGCUUCGGGCUAUGA